Molecule: messenger RNA, 930 nt
Organism: Arthroderma uncinatum
Lineage: Eukaryota; Fungi; Ascomycota; Eurotiomycetes; Onygenales; Arthrodermataceae
Product: impact family protein
Exons: 1
Coding region: 1-930 (309 amino acids)
Biological process (GO): regulation of translational initiation
Cellular component (GO): cytoplasm
Molecular function (GO): protein binding
Source: RefSeq, a predicted model, not a curated record
AUGAACAGCGAAGAAGAGCGAACAAUACAAAAUGAAGACCUGGCCGAAGAAAUCGAAGCUGUCAAUGCUAUAUAUGACCCCUCUACGAUAACACUUACAACUUCAUCUCCAGACGCAGACUCGUCGUUACAGUACACGAUAAUUCUCACCAUACCGAACCACGAGAACCUCUCAUUCCUACUUGGAUUCGAUCCUGAAUACCCGUUGACUCCCCCGCGCGUACUUGGGCCUGCGUCCACUGGAUCGAGAGGUGAAGGAAAGAAGUGGGCUGAUAUAUUAGCGGACUCUGCUGGGAGGGUAUGGACCGAAGGCUCCGUGUGUCUUUACGAUUUGAUCGUCGAUGCGGAGGAGCGGUUUGACGAAGCUAAGCCUACAGAGAAUGAUACUACAGCUACAGCCCAGGAGGCUACGCCUACAACUACUGUCAACGAGAGUGAAAAAAGCGGUCUUCAGUCGUUGGGAUUAUCGGCUCCUCCGCCAUGGGUAAUAUCUGACCCUAUCAUCGAGAAGAAGUCCAUAUUCGUUGCACGAGCAGCAACUGUCCAAUCCAAAGAGCAGGCUGAGAAAUACCUUGACUAUCUCCUUGCCUCAGAAAAGAAAGUGGCUUCUGCAACACAUAAUAUCACCGCAUGGCGUAUUCGACAACAUCAGCAGUCUUUGGAUGGCCAACAGCAGCAACCAGGUCGUGACACGAUCGUUCAAGACUUCGACGAUGACGGCGAAACAGCGGCCGGCGGGCGGUUGUUGCAUCUCAUGCAGCUGAUGGAUGUGUGGGAUGUCGUGGUAGUAGUGACACGGUGGUAUGGAGGAGUGAAGCUGGGACCUGAUCGGUUUCGAAUCAUCAAUGCUGCUGCGAGGGAUGCGUUGGUCAAAGGCAGGUUCGAGGCGAGUCAACCGACGGAGAAAGGGAAGAAGAAGGGAAAGAAAUGA